CUGCGGUGUCCUGUCGGACUCGGAGGACAGUCGGAGGAGUUCAGUCAACACUCCCGGGACUCUCUCUCUGCCAUUUUGAACAUAACCGACCAGCCAACAUCAGCGUCCAUCAAAAUUAAGCGAUGACCUCAAAGAGUAAGCGAUCUUCGUGAACUUAUAAGAAUUCCUCUCUGUAGGACAGGUCUCUAAGCAAAGCAGGAGCUUUUGCUCUGAAGUGCUAUCAGCCAUGUGUUCCACCAAUCACUCCAACUGGGUAACAUUUGACGAUGACAACACACCGCUGUCCUCCCCACAAAAACCACUACAGUCACCAGAGUGUAUUAAAGUGGCACUUCCACGCCCCAAUGGACUUAAAUUAGUGUUUCCUCCUAUUAGAGACACUUCCUGGAGCUUCAACAGUUCCCUGGAAUCUCCUCAAAGCCAGUCAAGUGCCAGUGGACGUUCCUCUCUUUCGAGUAACACACCCCUUUGCACACCUAGGAGUGGCAUUCCAAGUGUCUCGUCUCCAUUUCGCUCCAACUCCAGGGAGGAAAGUAACUUCUUCAACAACUUCAACAACACACCGGGAGCCUCUGUUCCCUCUUUUGCACCGGAAACCCCAAAUCUAUGCACUGACGGACCAACACCCUUUCCUACUUUCCAGGGGAACUCUGGACACUUAAACCCUUUCUGGGACAGCUCCGGACACAGCGUUGAUGCGGAGAGCUCCUCCUCAGACUCUGAAUGUGACAAUAGUUUACCACGUUUCUUUAUACGGACCAAAGAUGGCAGUGAACCUCCACGUGAUCACCUCCAAAACACUUUGUCUUUAGUUUGCAACAAAAUUGAAGGGCUGCGAGCAGAUUUGGACAAUAAUGGUGGGACAGAUACACAGAAGAGCGACGACAGGCGGCUCAGUUCGAAAUGUGAGGUGAUAAGCGAUGGUCCCCCUGAGUUUGUCCCCCGUGGUUUGUUUCGUAGCCACAGGAGAGACGGAUGGCCUGUAAUGCUCAGGAUUCCAGAAAAAAAGAACCGCAUGUCUUCAAGGCAAUGGGGCCCAAUCUAUCUUCGCUUGUUACCAGGGGGUGUGUUGCAGAUGUACUAUGAGAAAGGUCUCGAGAAGCCCUUCAAAGAGUUUCAACUACUGCCUCAUUGCCGGCUCUCGGACCUCAAGAUAGAAAGCUACAGUGAGCCCCGCAAAGUCCUCACAGUGAAAGUUGAACAUUUCACCUACAUUGAAAAGAAACGCUACCACCCCAAGCUGGAGGUGAAUCAUGAAGCAGAAGUGGAGCAACUGCUCAAGUUUGGCUCAACUGUACAUAAAGACAUGGAAGACCUUGUGGUCUCCAUGGAGGAGGAGAUCUUUAAGCUGCCUUUGCUACACCAACCUAGGCGGAAUUACGAGGAGCAAGAGCUGUCACUGCAGAUCACUGACCACAUGUGGGUGCAACAAGAUAAGUUUGGAGGAGUUAUGGAACGCACUGCCUUUACACAGAUUCACUGUCUUGCUUUCCUGAAUGGAGUUGGCGAUUGCUUUCUUGCACUAAACGAUCUCAACCUCUUGCGUUCAAAUGCAAGUUAUGGAUCAGAAGAUGGCACUGAGAUCUGGAUGGAGAUCACAGACUCCCGCUUUCACAAGUGUGUGAAUGAAACAGAGUUUAGCACCUCCAGACUGAUAAAAUUCUGCCCACCUGAUGCAUGUAGGGUGGAGCUGAUGCGGUACAAGACAAUGUUUUUGGGUUGCACAGAAGUUCCUUUUUCUAUAAAAGCUGUGGUGACAGUUCAAGGUGCCUAUGUGGAGCUACAGGUCUUUCUUAAUAUGUCAGGGACAUUUAUCUCCACAAUGGGGGUAUCGGACACAUAUCCGCUGUGUGAGAAUGUAGAAGUGCGAGUGCCGGUACCGGGUGAAUGGGUGAAAGUGACACAAACAGCGGCCUUACUGCGCCAGCGAUCACUAAAGGCCCGUAUGAACAGAAAUGCCUGCUUGGGGUCCUUCGGCACUUUGCAGUCACAGCCUGUCAUGCAGGUGUCAGUUGGCAGUGUCAAGUAUGAGAACGUCUACUCUGCUGUUGUAUGGAAGAUUGACAGACUCCCGGCAAAGAAUACAGCAGUCAGCCACCCUCAUUCAUUCUCCUGCAAACUAGAGCUUGGAUCUGACCAGGAAAUCCCAAGCGACUGGUAUCCCUUCAUCACCAUGGAAUGUGAGAUUAUGGGCGCCGUCGUGUCACAGUCUACAGUCAAGUCACUGGGAACGGUCAAUGACAUCCAGCCGCAGAAACACGUGACCAGCUGGACACGCUAUCAUUGUCAGGUGGAAGUGGAGAAAAAAAUGAUUGAAACAGAAUCAAAGAAGGAAGGAAGUUGUAUGACACAGUGAUGUACAACUGCAUUCCUUUUAUUGUAUUUUUUGGGGGUGGGGGGUACACACACACAUACAUGAAUUUAAAUGGGCGACAAGGGAUUUCUGUUUAAUAUUUUGUGCCAUAUUCUUCCAAUUUCAUUUUGCUUGCUAGGAUUGUUCUUGAAGAUUUGCCCUUCAACUUAGACUGUGUAUAAACACCCUAACACUUGCACUUUACAUUUAAUUGUUCUAAGUAAAAUAACAAAUGUAUGAGAACUUUAUGUAGACUUGCGUUUGUAUCAUCUACACUGCCCUCUAAAUUAAUUUGCAGCCUUAGUAAACUGGCUGAGAGUAUUAUUAAUGAACAUUUAUCAAUGUUUGGGAUGUAUGGGUUUGCAAUUAUGCCGUAUGUUGCACACUUUAAUUCAUUUCACUGGGGAACACUAUUUGUUGAGUUGGGUCUAACAGCAUAUUUUUAACUCAUUUUUGGGUGCGGAAUCCAAAACUGAUCUCGUUUUUUUCUCCAUUAACUAAUUUUGGAAUCUGCGCUCAAAUUGUAGAUUUAAUCAGAUUUAAUAGAACUCAUCAGAAAUGGGUUUUCAAAUUGUUACCCAAUGUCUGGUUCAUGUUAAUAAUCAUAAGCUCCUUUCAGAUUUAUAUUACGCUACAAUCCCGUGUAUGAAGACGCGGAAUUUACCGGUCUCAUAGCUUUCAGAUAUGGGGAGAUGUACCGGAAAUUACCCGGGCUGGAUGCUUUUAGACUUCUCCCGUGUUGGCGACUCUGUGCUCUCUGUGCGGGGAGGGUGGGGGAUGGAAUUUUAUAACCCGGACAUGACUUCAUUUUUGGUCGGCAUCACCAACAGAAUAAAUCACCCAUUUCCAAAGAUGGACGAUGGGCUGUCUCUUCCUUUGCUCUAAGAUCGAGUAGCAAUUUAAUUUGGUCAUGUUUUCAGGUUAAUUUUGCUAUCUUUCUAGUUUGGCAUGUUGAUUUUGUUUUCCUGCGGAGAAAGAGGAAAUGGGGAUCGGCUCGCCAUGAUAUUUACGUGAUCAGCCUUCGCGCUGUGACCCGGGAAUUAAACGACUGCUUUCACACAUGCCGCGUUCUGGGUAAAUCCCGGACAUUAUACUAAGACGCGACCCUGUUAAUGUCCGUGUCAUCUCCGUGUCAGUCGGCCCUGGAAAUUGCUUUCAGACAUAAGGGCUACCCAUUUAAAUCCCGGAAUUUAACCGGAGUUCAGCGUAUGUCUGAAAUGGGCUUUAAUUAAAGUUUUGAUGCAUGAAGAAGAGUGACUCAAGCCCAACAAUACAACUAGCUGUUGAGUUUUGGCUGAAUUUUUGUCUAGUUUAAUUUAGUGACAAUGACAUCUAACAAGCUGUUGGACAUUUCGUCCAUGCAUCAUAAAAGCUGACAAAUGAUAAUUUAAAUGUGGGAAAAGUAUGUGUACAUCGGGAAAAGAAAAUUUGUGUUUUUAAAUUAUGCGCCAUAGUAUGUCUUUGUAUACAACUGCUGCUGAUUCAUGAAUUCAUGGUCUUAAAUUGUGUAUAUUUUUUUUGGUCUUACCGCAAAUGCAUUUUUUUUUGUAAUGAAUGCUGCAUUUUUCUCUUUUUGAAAACAUCUCAUCCCUUACUGCUGCUUAAAUUCAGGUGGCCAAUUCUGGUUCAAUUCUGGCCGAAUGUAUUUUCAUUAAAUUGAAUCUUUUGCCUAGUAUUCGACUGUUAAGCCUGGUCAUGGACUUAAUUCCUUCAAAAAAGACUGCUAUACGUGUUACCAAAUUUCUGUCUUACCAAAGUAAAAUGAGAAAUAAACAUGUAUGACUUGUGAACCUCAUAAAUUCCAUCAUGGCUCUUUUGUAUCUUUAUAUCAA
Molecule: messenger RNA, 4185 nt
Organism: Corythoichthys intestinalis (scribbled pipefish)
Lineage: Eukaryota; Metazoa; Chordata; Actinopteri; Syngnathiformes; Syngnathidae
Product: stonin-1
Exons: 4
Coding region: 227-2356 (709 amino acids)
Biological process (GO): regulation of endocytosis; synaptic vesicle endocytosis
Cellular component (GO): synaptic vesicle; clathrin-coated vesicle
Molecular function (GO): clathrin-cargo adaptor activity
Source: RefSeq, a predicted model, not a curated record